AUUUUAAUCGUCUAGGUGCUCGGUGGGUCCAGCGUUUUGAACGGGAUGAUGUACGUACGCGGUAACCGAAGAGACUACGACCAAUGGGAAGCACUUGGGAACCCGGGAUGGAAUUACACAAACGUUUUGUAUUAUUUCAAAAAAUCCGAAGAUUUUCGAAUCAGAGAAUUCCAAAACUCUUCUUACCACAGUACCGGUGGACCUCUGUCGGUGGAAAAUAACAGGUAUCACGCACCCGUCAUUGACUACUUGGUAAGAGCCGGUACCGAAAUGGGUUACGAGUACGUCGACAUAAACGGAGCCUCGCAAACCGGAUUCACUAUCACUGAGUCGACGCUGAGGGAUGGAUUGCGGUGUAGCGCGGCGAAGGCUUUCCUCCGGCCCGCUUGGAGGCGAAAGAAUUUACAAAUCAUCAUCGAAUCUACCGUAGAAAAGAUUCUAAUCGCGAAAGAUGAGAACAAUGAGAAAAGGGCGUACGGGGUGAAAUUUCGAGACGGGUCGAGGGUUCACACGGUGAGAGCCAAACGUGAGGUGAUCCUGUCGGCCGGCGCGGUGAUAUCGCCGCAGGUUUUAAUGCUGUCCGGAAUCGGGCCGAGGGAACACUUGGAGGAAUUGGGAAUCCCUGUGAUUCACGAUGCACCUGGCGUGGGCCAGAAUCUACAGGACCACGUGGGCAUUAGCGGAUUAGACUAUUUGGUGGACAGGCCAGAGAAUUACACGUCCUCCGCGAGUUUCAGUUCUGGAUUAUUAAACGUUAUAAAUAAUAACACUGUCAGAGAAUUUCUUGUGAAUUACACUGGCCCGAUGUACUCGUAUGGUUUGCUAGAAGGCACGGCGUUUAUUUUUACUAGGCACCUGUUCAGAAAGAGAAAAAUCAAAUCAAUGACCAGCUUUCGUUAUUAUUUAGUCAUAUGAGCGUUACAACAUGGACGAAAAAUCGUAAUUGCAAUGCUUCUGUUUGUAAGCUAUU
Messenger RNA from Ceratina calcarata, 970 nucleotides. Its product is annotated as glucose dehydrogenase [FAD, quinone]-like. NCBI's taxonomy places the organism in Eukaryota, Metazoa, Arthropoda, Insecta, Hymenoptera, Apidae. Gene Ontology annotation, molecular function: flavin adenine dinucleotide binding; oxidoreductase activity, acting on CH-OH group of donors. Bases 46 to 915 code for a protein of 289 amino acids. The transcript is spliced from 4 exons. The record is from RefSeq and is a predicted model, not a curated record.